AAAAAAAACACCACAUAUAAAAUGCCUGAAACUUUCCACUUCUCCUCAGAAUCUGUUACUGAAGGUCACCCAGAUAAGAUUUGCGACCAAAUCUCUGAUGCUGUCCUCGAUGCUUGUUUGGCUCUUGAUCCAUACUCCAAGGUUGCUUGUGAAACCUGUUGUAAGACUGGUAUGAUCUUGGUUUUCGGUGAAAUUACCACCAAGGCUAUUUUGGACUUCCAAAAGAUUGUCAGAGAAGCUGUCAAGAAGAUUGGUUUCGAUGACUCAAGCAAGGGUUUCGAUUAUAAGACUUGUAACGUUUUGGUUGCUAUUGAACAACAAUCACCUGAUAUUGCUGGUGGUGUCCACGUUGGUCGUACUGAAGAAGAAUUAGGUGCUGGUGAUCAAGGUCUCAUGUUCGGUUAUGCUUCUGAUGAAACUCCAGAAUUGAUGCCAUUGUCUCACUUGUUGGCCUCCAAGUUGGCUGCUAGACUUACUGAAGUCAGAAAGAAUGGUACUCUCCCAUGGUUGAGACCUGACGGUAAGACUCAAGUCACCGUUGAAUAUGUUAAGGAAGGUGGUAACCUCACUCCAAAGAGAGUUUCUACCCUCUUGAUUUCUACUCAACACGACGAAGUUGUUUCCAACGAAGAAAUCCAAAAGUCAUUGAAGGAACACGUCAUUGUUCCAGUUAUUCCAGCCAAUUUGUUGGAUGAUGCUACUAUUUACCAUCUUAACCCAUCUGGAAGAUUCGUUAUCGGAGGUCCACAAGGUGAUGCUGGUCUUACUGGUAGAAAGAUUAUUGUUGAUACUUAUGGUGGUUGGGGUGCUCACGGUGGUGGUGCUUUCUCUGGUAAGGAUCCAUCUAAGGUCGAUAGAUCUGCUUCUUAUGCUGCAAGAUGGGUUGCUAAGUCCGUCGUUGCUGCUGGUUUGGCUAAGAGAUGUUUGGUUCAAGUUGCCUAUGCUAUUGGUAUUGCUCACCCAUUGUCUGUUCACGUUGAUACCUAUGGUACUGCUUUGAACGGUAAGACUGAUGCUGAUAUUUUGGCUAUUGUCAAUAAGAACUUUGAUUUGAGACCAUAUCACAUCAUUAAGGAUUUGAACUUGAUGAACCCAAUCUACUCACCAACUGCUGCUUAUGGUCACUUUGGUAGAAGCGAAUUCCCAUGGGAACAACCAAAGACUCUCCAACUCUAAAUGACUAAAUAAACAAAAAAUUCUUCAC
Messenger RNA from Naegleria gruberi, 1204 nucleotides. RefSeq lists its product as uncharacterized. Gene Ontology annotation, molecular function: methionine adenosyltransferase activity; ATP binding. Gene Ontology annotation, cellular component: cytosol. The transcript has a single exon. Lineage: Eukaryota; Heterolobosea; Eutetramitea; Acrasida; Naegleriidae. The coding region runs from base 22 to 1176 and encodes 384 amino acids. The record is from RefSeq and is a predicted model, not a curated record. Gene Ontology annotation, biological process: S-adenosylmethionine biosynthetic process.